UAUCAACAACUAUUGUAUCACAGAGUCUCAUGUCUUAAUGUAAUCCGGUCAAUUUGUUUUAUUUAUUCCAACUUUUCUGAAAAUUUUCAUAUCAAUGUUUAAUUAAUAUCUCAACUUUAGGCCAAAAUAUUUAUACUAAACACAUGCAAAAUGAAAGCUGUUGUCCAAAGAGUCGUUAAGGCUUCAGUUUCAGUAAAUAAUGAAAUUAUAUCUGAAAUUGGUAGAGGAAUAUGUGUUCUUGUCGGUUUAUCAAAAGAUGACACUGUGACUGAUGUUGAUUACAUAGUUCGUAAAUUGAUAAAUAUGAGGAUAUUUGAUGGCGAAGAUGGUAAAAGAUGGGAUCUCAGUGUCAAAGAUAAAAAAUAUGAAAUUCUUUGUUGUUCUCAGUUCACUCUGUAUGCAGUUCUGAAAGGCAAUAAGCCUGACUUUCAUCAAUCAAUGUCUCCCGACAAAUCUCGUGAGUUGUAUCAACUUUUCCUCGAAAAAUUGAAGAAAAGCUACGAUCCUGAUUUGAUCAAAGAGGGACGAUUCCAGACAGCUUGUCAUGUCAAUAUUGUUAAUGAUGGUCCAGUCACAAUUUGCUUGGAGUCACCUAGUUCAAAAAAAUCCGAAGUCACUGAAUAAGUUGCUUUAAAAUCACUCUUCUCAAUGGAAUCAAACUAUAAAAUGCAAUUUGACAGGUUUUUACCCAAGAACAAUUUAACCAGGAAAAGCUCAUACUUUAUGCAACAUGUUUUUUCAAUAGCAUGUAAAGUAAUGAGUUUUUUUCGUCUUGAUAAGAUUAUAUUCUGAUGUGAAAUGAAACAUUGUUAUGAGAUACUGUAAAAGUGGGAUUAAACAAUUGACUUUGACUCUUUCA
Tetranychus urticae (two-spotted spider mite) is the source of this 859-nucleotide messenger RNA. It is a transcript of the gene Dtd, whose product is annotated as D-aminoacyl-tRNA deacylase. Gene Ontology annotation, cellular component: cytoplasm. The record is from RefSeq and is a predicted model, not a curated record. Lineage: Eukaryota; Metazoa; Arthropoda; Arachnida; Trombidiformes; Tetranychidae. Gene Ontology annotation, molecular function: D-tyrosyl-tRNA(Tyr) deacylase activity. Gene Ontology annotation, biological process: tRNA metabolic process.